Messenger RNA from Hyalella azteca, 9343 nucleotides. RefSeq lists its product as uncharacterized. The coding region runs from base 178 to 7821 and encodes 2547 amino acids. The record is from RefSeq and is a predicted model, not a curated record. The transcript has 5 exons. Lineage: Eukaryota; Metazoa; Arthropoda; Malacostraca; Amphipoda; Hyalellidae.
AUGUAAUAUUUAAAAAUUAUUGGUGAUUAUUGUACUUUUCAUGCUCACUAACUUGAGACCUCAGAAAGCUCAAAUCAUGCAUGUGGAUCUUCUUUAAAUUCAAACUCUUUUGAGGUUGAACUGAUGGCAAGAAGAAUUUUCCCAAAUUAAUAGGCUGCAUAGCUACAGCAUCCAUUGAUGUUCUCUGUCUUGGAAGUGCAGCAUCUUACAAGAAGAGUUGACACCAUGAAUGCUUUUCGCCGUCUCUUCACCAAUGGCCGUCGAAAUGAAGUUGCACCUGCUCAAUUAUCCAGUGUAUCAGAUUUGGAUGAAAAUUUUGCUGGACCCACGGAAGUUUGUUGUGAAAAAACAGCCUUGAUCAACCAGCAGGGGCAGCUGUGUUCUGUAUUGAAAGUCCGUUAUGUGGUCACCACCAUUGAUCAUGUUCCAUUUCUGGUACCCAUUGAAAGCCAAGCUGUUAACAAAUGGCAAUUGAAUCAUUUCAUUUGGGCUAACAACACCCUGACCUUACAUACAAGUUUUCCAGAUGGAACCUUGUUGAACUUUGAUGCCGUGAGAGCCUCAGAAUCCUCUGGCUAUCAAAUACUCUUUAUGUGGAUUGACUCAAAGCCUGAAGAAAUUCCAUUGCCUUUGAAUGAGUCUGCAUUGCUUUUGAGCUGUCAGCUCCCGGCAUCAUGCCAAUUUCAACCCAGUUCUGAGUCCACAUGUAUAACUUUAAACAAAGAAACACAUGUUCUAUCUACUCCCACUCAUUACUGGUCUUCUGGAUCUUAUCAUCCACUCGACCAACUUGAUUCUAAGGAUUCUCUCAAUAUCGUUGUUAUUGAAAUCCUGGAAGAAUGCGAUGGGAUUUUCAAACAUUCCUUGUUGCCAUUACUAUCUACGGAUGUUUCAGAACACAUGAAAACUUUAAAAUCGAUGCAGAUAAUUAGAAUUAUUAAUGGCUCUGUUCUGCCUUCAAAAGACCAUCAAUGUCUUGUCUUUGAUGCACACGUGAAGCGCGAUGGCUGUCGGUGGCUGUACAGUCACUGGGGCAAGGAGACCGUCUUGACUACGUGCUAUGAGUUUUGCUCUGUUCUUUCACACACAGAUCAUGUGGCCCAUGUGCUUCUUUGUCCAGGUGGUGGGAAGAGUUUUGCUUGCCUCAUUGGUGGUCAACCGAAACUUGGAACGGCGGUAGAAGGAAAAUUUCAUCCAGCCUCUGAGAGCAUGCCUAAGUACAGUAUUGAAUACACUCCAGAUGUCAAUGCUAAUCGAUCUAGCACUGGAUUGAAAAUUGAUAGCAAUGCCAUUGAGUCCUCAACAAUGCAUGUAGCGCAAGUAGAAGUCAAAGCCUUGGUAACCACGAGUGUCGAAAAUGAAGCUUCCGAUUCUAUGGACAAAACUGAGGCAAAAGUUGAAACAGUGGCUGCAAACUUGAUUCCCGACAAUUUUGGUGGAAAAGAACAUGUAGACACGGACUCUCUUCAAGAGGAAUGCAGAGAUGACGAUAAGAAACUAACUUCUGAAGUCAUUGUUGCAAGUAACAGUUCUGGCGUUACAAUUUGGAACACAGUAAUAACUCGUACCAAUGAGAGUCCCGUUGCUGAGAAUUUGUUUGAAAUGAAUGACAUAUUAAUAGAGCACUGUGAGAAAUCUCAGGUUUCUCACAAAGCUGUUCUUGCUAAUGAUGAGGAAAGGCCUGUGACUGUAGUUGCUCUCGAGAAUGUUGCUGCUCAAGUUGUGUCUGAUGACGACGAUUAUCGCAGUAUUGGGUACACGAGUGCCAGUGAAGAGAGUCAGGCCGAUUAUGUCGAUGCAUUUCUUGACCAUGAUAUCCUGACAAAUAAAAAAACAGAAAACGUCACGGCUGUGACACAAGAAGAAAUUUCUUGCAUUCCUGUCUCUGCUGACAUAAAAAACUUGUUAUUAACUGAUGAGAGUUUGGUGAGUGUCUUAAAAUCUGAUGAUAUUGUCACAAACAAUGAGGGCAACAAUCGUCCAAUGAGUGAUGAAGACGAUUCUUCUGAAGCUGCCGACGAAGAGAUUUCGUUAACAAUCGACAGCUUUGCUGUGACUGAAGAAAUGGCAGCGUCUCCUUCAUUGAAUCCAUCAUCUGAUGAGGAGACGAAGAAAUUGGCAGCAUCUCCCUCGUUGGAUCUUUUGAUAUCUGAUGAGACAAAGGAAUUGACAGCAUCUUCUUCAUUUAACCGUUUAUCAUUUGAUUCAGAGAAUAAAGGAUCCUCUUCUAGUAACCAGAUAGUAGAGGCUCAAACAAGCUGCAAGGAAGAGGGCACUGAAAAGUGCUGUGCACCGCCGUCCACCCCUGGAAUUGAAACGCCAAUCAAUGACACUCUUGGUCUUCACAAAGAACUUGAAAGUGACCACCUUUCAAGUGAUCUUGAAUCGAUAAAAAUUGAAAUUGACCCAAGUGCAACCCAUACUGAAUUUUCUUCCUUAUUAGACCUAUUUCGUAGAAUUGGUGACGUUAUUCAUUCAGAUUCGGUUGUCAAUUGUCUUGACGGAAUUUACGAGGAUUUAAUGAAGCGCUGCACUCCUCCAAUCUGUGUUGGGGCAAACUUUGCUUGUGACAGUGGAGAUACAAUUUACGUGGCUCCCAAUUGCAGAGAAUUUCGUGGAUAUGUUGUUGCAGACGAUGUGUUCAUGGUGGCCCAUGGUACCCGGCAUGCACUUGUGAAGUGUAAAUUACAAAAUUUGUAUUUAGUGCUUCCAGUUGACCAGUUUCUCACUCUGCCGCUCAUGGAAAGAAUCAGCGUCCUCUACAGCGUUGCCAGCAUCUCGCUUAUUGCUGGUGUUAAAGUCGCGUAUGGUUUGAAGGCAUGGAAUGUUGAUAGCCCCCCAGUGCUGUUGCAUCAUUCUUGUGACAUGCACAAUCUCUGUAUUGGUGUCAGCGAUGGUUUAAGUUACCUCUCUACUUACUCAUCUGUCAACCAAGGAGUUCCUUUGCCUGCAUGCACGCGGGGCACAAACAUUAUACCGCCUCUCAACCAAAGUCUCCUCGCUCAGCUGAGUUUCUCGGUGGUUCCAGCUCGCAUUGUUGCCUUCCAGUGGAAGCUCCUGCAUGUUGUUGUCGAGUCAUUCCGAGAAUCUGAGCACUAUUCUUGCCAGGCAGAUGUGGUAUUCUUCCAGAGAGUGAAGAGGAACAUGCAGAGAAUUUUAGAAGGUCAGUGGAUCAACACUAACGUUUUCGCCGUACUGUUGGGCAACGAACUGAUGUGCGUUUAUGAUGAACUGCCUCCUAAUAGUUGCAUUCAUUACUGCUCUGAACAUCGACCUACCGUGUUGCAUAGCUCUGAAGUUGUAAAUAUUAAUGAAAAUCUAACUGAUGUGCCAGAGAAUCGCGUCUCUGAAGCUUUGUCACCUUCACCCGAAGUUGCAGAUGACGAAUCUGAUCUUAGUGAGUUCAGUGCUGAUUCUACUGAUAUCAAAGAGGAUGUUCAAGAUAGCUCAGAGAUACCCUUCUGUUCUUCUACAUCUUCAAAUUCGGAAGCUGACGACGCUGAUGGGUAUACAGAGGAAAAAAAAUUGCAAACGGAGAAUUCUGAUCUUACUUGUGGCAGCGAGGUGGAUAAUAUAAAUUUGGGCCAAUCGCAGAACGUCGUGACGAACUCGCAUCAAAAAGUUCAUCUAAACCAAGGAGGAGAAACCAAACAGACGAUCAAAAUCUCUGUUUCGCCUUCGCAAUCUACUGAAUCUUAUAACGUGGAAAAUGCAGAAAGCGUUCUUCAGAUAGAAAAUUCAGAAGGCAAGUCCGCUGAAACUCCUGUGGGACGUGCGUCGCUACGAUACGUAGCGUCGGUGCUUUGCGACGAUGACUCUGUAAUUACAGUGAAGAGUUCAGUUUUGUUGAGUGGCCUCACCGGAGACAACCUGGACAAAAAUUCUAAGGUUCAACAUCAACGUUCGAACCUUUCAGUGUGCCGCCCACCUGAUUGUGCAGAAGCCAACUUGUCUCUGACUAAACGUGCCGAUAAAGUGAACGUUGCAGGCGCUGGUAAUAGUCCUAACUCAUGCAUUUCUCCUCUCUCUGCAGCACAUAGUGAUGAUGUCCGACUUCAAACCGCCCUCAUUUCAACCCCCAAAGCAAAGAAAAAGGGCGCGAAGAAUAGCCUUGAGCAUUUUGUUUGUCCACUGCAGUCUGAAAACUUGAGGUGCAAUUGCGCGUUUCUCAAAGCGGCCUCCUGCAAAAUAAUUCUUCCGCUCAUGAAUCUUUACGACGCUGAUUGCGUACUGAAUGAACUUCUGUCUUUACCACAAAAUAAAUUUCCCCUGAACACGAUUUGCGUUCAGCUAGAAAAACCACUUUUUCUGAAUGCUCGCCUCAUUACGCAUGUCGCUGUGCUGGCAUAUAGAGGAAACAGGCCUUCGUGUGCAACCGCAGUGACAAGCCAGUGGUGCGACAGAGAGUUCCUUCUGCAUCGAGAGCUUUUUGAAAUGCUUGCAUUAUAUGCUUGUGAUGAUCGCCAAGAGCUCAUAGUUCGGGGGAAAAUUGUGAUGCUAGUGCAAGGCUCCGGUGUACUGCGGUUCACCAUUGUUCCUAAUGGUUCUGUUCACUACGCUUCGUUCACCUCCGGUUCUGUGCGGUACGCCACCGAGUGUAUGAAUGGGAGUUCAUUCGUGUCACUAAAAGACUGCUUCAUGGAAACCUGCCUCGCCUCCAUCAAAUUGGACAAAUCUAAGCCGCCGGGCUCCGAGUUCAGAUUUUUGAGCUCUAAAAUUAUGAUUGGUUCUGUUGAGCAGCUUGAGGCUAAAGUCAGUGACAUUUCUGAUAUGAUCUCAUUAAAACAUGUGCUACCGCAGCAAGUAAGAAAAGAAGAACCUCCCGAUUGUGCUCAUGAAAUCUCGAAUAUCGUUUGGAAAAAAGAAAUUGAUCAACUGGUUGGCAAGACUAUUGAGAUGUCGUCCCCUGCUUCUAUUCCAUCCGAUUCUGCUCGUCAGUUCAACAGUGUAUUCAAAAAUAAUGGAUUCCUUAGGCUAGUUGAUGUGGCUGCUGAGUAUGCAAUCCUUGCCUGUGAAGAUAACUCUUUAGUGAUCAUGCCUCACUCUAACUUUCUUGAUGCCCUCACGUAUAGCGCUGAGAAGUGCUAUGAAAUGCUGAACGACUGCAAAGGUGGGAUUCUCUGUGGUAGUUUAUUGUCCAUAAGGAAUCCUCUCAAAGUUGGCAAGUACUCCGUCUCUCAUUUUGCUUUGGUUGUGUACGGCGACACUUCCCAUCAUGCGGAUAUUCGUAAAGCUUUCGAGACAAAGAGGCGCCCAGUAGCGACUGUGGAGGCGAAAGAUGUGGAAGAAUUGCUCAAAAAUCUACGCGUGCCUGUGAGUGAACGGCAAAAUAUACUGGUCAAGGCUACUGUUCUUGACGCAACGGACUGCGACGGCAUUAUGAGUUUCAUGGAUUAUCAGUGUCGUGUUCAGUACGCAGGCGUCUCCCUGAGAAAUCUCUCCCACAACGCAGAUGAAGAAUCCACCGACAAUGAGCUUGGUUUGCAAUCUCUGCGUGCUCUUUUCGGAAAAACUUUAGACGCGAUUGUCGUUUACAGGAGCUGGUUGCUGAUAAAAAGCUACGACACGCGUGAACUACUCGUCCGCACAUCAAAGUCUACUGGUUCGGAACGCGUUCUGCAUGCUCCUAAUCAGGCUCAAAGAUGUACAGAAGGACACUACGAGAAAGCAACCGCCGAGCCAGGUGUAUCAUCGAAAAUUCCUGAAGCCGAAGUAGAUGAGAGGAUUGUUUCAAAGGGCAUAAGUUCUACUUCGACUGUCUCUAUUGCCGCCUUUCCUACCCAAAAUCACUCGGAAAAUAAUAAUAGUCCUGAAACAAAUAACUUGCUUUCCAGCGAGUCUGCAGCUUCUAAUGAAGUAAAUACGGAGCAGGAAAGUGUUUCCGACAUUCAACCUGCCCGCUCGGUCUACAAAAAUACAGAUCAAAAUAAACCUCUAGAGGUACUAAAUUUAACCGCAAAUAAUAAUCUCGACAUUCAAGAAACUUGUAGAAAUGCAAAGGCUACAGUCCCAAAAUUCUCGGCUCAGAAGCCCACUGUUGCUCCCGAGUCACAAGCAGUUGCAACAAAUGCCUGUUCUGUACUGGCAAAAAAUAAAAAUGUUACUAAAUCUGCCUUGUCUACCAAUGCGUCAAGUAAAAGCUGUUCAGUAGAUCCCCGUGAAGUGGUAAAGAUGAUAUUCAUCUCCUCAGUUGACAGUGCUCUGAAGAACUUGGAAGAACUCAAUGUGGACGAAUGCUUGCAUGGGCAUAAGCCAAAUCCUACAAAAUUGAAGCACUAUGUCGCCAGAAUAGGAGAAUUUUUUGAUGACGCUGUGCUCUUUGUAACCAAAGUUCGAAACAUAAUACUGCCCUACAAUAAGUAUUAUUCUAAAAGACCUCUAGAACACGCGUUGCAAACUAGCUGCUUAUCUCUGAUGUGUAUCAAUCUGCCGCAAAUGUUACGCAUUGGCCACAUCGAAACCAACUCUUUCGCAUUCUUUGCCCAUUUCGAUAAGAAACCCCCUUGUGUCAAAGUUCUGGAACAGUUCUUGAGCAUGGAGACAAAUGAAAAUCUUCAGAAGCUGGCCAUCGAAGCUUGCCUCAGAAUUUCUUUGGUCAAUUCUGUCCCGAACAAAAAGUUACCUAAAAAGGCACUACCCGCGUCAUCGCAGAGCUCUGUUCAGACACCGACGCCAGGCAAGCCAAGAGUUCUUUCGCCACUGCCCGAUUCGAACAUAUCCGGUCGGCCUCCUUCGAAACCAAAAGUAAAGAACUCAGAUUCUAAAAGUCAAACCAAUUCAGCUUUGGUUCAUGUUAAAUCGUUGAAUCAAAAUUCGAACGUUAAUGGAACAAGAAAUAAAAAGCCUUCUAGUACUUCGCAAAGCUCUUCUCCUCAGCACAAAGGUUACGCUUCUACUGGAGCAUCGAUGCCGAACGUCUUCGAUCAAUGGCUUCCUGCGAGCGCCAAAGUUAGAAAAUCUUCAAGCACUAAUUCCCUUUCAAAAGCAUCUUCCUUGAACGUUACUCAACAUUCUGUCUCAGCUGUAACCUCUCCCUCCAAACAUAAAACUGGUAACAAUGGUGAUCCUCAACUCAAGCGUACACCCGUUGCUGCUGAUCUUCACUCAAGAAGCAACGCCUCUACUCCGAAACACAAGCCAAAUGCAGGUACUAAUUCACCGGCUAAAAGCAAAUCCAUCUUUCCCGCCAAAUCCCGCACCGCUGCUGUAUUCCUCAAAACUCCUUGCGCAGGAGCCUCGGAAACAACCAUCUAUGAUAAAUCCACCACAGCCCUUGCCGUUUCAGCGACCAAAACCAACUCUGAUGUUUUUAAACAUUUUAGUCCUCCGAUGAAUAUGAAACAUUCCACACCUGCUGCUGUUCCGUCCUCAUCCGCCUCGACUGAGUCUCUGUCGCUGCUCGCGUCUCUUGGCACUCAACAAUAUAGUGCGGCCUUCAGUGCAUCAAAAACUCUCUAUAGCGGUGUAUUGAAAGACGUGUUCUCUGGCUUUGGUCGAAUUGAAACGAACGAAAAAGCUUUAUUGAUGUUCAAACCUAAGCAGUGCUAUCUCUACGGAGUGUCUUUGGAUGGUCUUGAGCUCUGGCACGUAUUGAUUCAAGGUUUGUCGGUGCGUUACUCGCUGCGUGCGAGCGAUGACAUGGGCUCGUCCCUGACUGUGUCGCGGGUGUACGUCGGGGAAGCAGACGUGAGCAACACGCCGCUGCUGAUCUUGCAGCAGCGCAUCUGCGACUGGUGCGAGCAGAACUGCGUCAGCGCCUCCGACACCAGGCUGCUUAUUUCCCGCACAACGCAGUUGAAGCAAGACGAAGCUGCCGAGUAAUUGUUCCUGACAACACAAGUUGGUGCAGCGAGGCGUGUUGCCGCUAAGUAUUAUCGUUUGAGCAGACAAAUGCGUCUCUGUGAAGCCACCCUUAUUGGACAAUUGCGUGGUGCAAGCUCUCGCUGCGAAUGUUUUGUAAAAUCGUACUGAACGUAAGAACUCUGCCCCGCGUUGCCUUGCUAUUAUACGCACCUAUUUUUUGCGACUAUCUCGGCACAUUUUUUCGAAGUUAUCUCAAGUAUUUUCUGUCAAUUCCAUAACAUGGAAUUGGAACUGGAACUGGACUGGAGAUUAGUACAAGUUGUUUCCUCAGUGUCGUUUCCUCUGAGGUUGUAGGCUAAGUUUACGCUCAUGAAAUGUAGCGUGUAUGAUAUAUACACCCCCAAAUGCCUCAUUAUAAUACACUCGGUUAUACUGCGCCCAUCACCUGCAGUUUUAGGCUUUUCAACGUGAUGUCGUCCGAUGUCACAGAAAAUGCCUCAACAAACUGCGCAGUCUGCCAGUAAAGUCCUGCCUAAUUAAGUGAUAGAUAUUAAGUCUUACAAAAAUGUGAUUUUAUGGCUGUUUAUAUUCUAAUGGUAGAGAAACAAUUUGUGAAGCGUGUUUGUAAACGAAUGACGAUCUGUCCAAUUGAUCAUCGCUGUUAUGAGUUUUGAUUUUCCGGCGAUUAGAGCAUUUUUAGCCACAAUGCCUGAUACUCCAGAACAAGAUUUCCCAUUAAUUGCACCUAUGAUCUUCUCAACAUUCUAAAGUCUAAGCCCAAGCUCUAGUAGUAUUGGUGAUGAUGCGUGUAUCAGUUCCUUGCCUCACUAGUGGCUUAACUGUCAACCGACUCUUCGUGGCUGUUUUGUAUAUAUAUGAAUAAUCCGUGAUUUUAUUCAUCACAAGGUUUGGACUUAGUGGAAAUAUAUUAAUUUUAAAACUUGGAUUUGCUGAUAACUACGCUUUAUUUGGUACAAGACCCAUUUUUAUUUGCUUUGAAUUAAGCUUUAUUUGAUACUUGACCUGCUUUUUUCUGUAAGCAACGCUUUUUUUGUAUACGUUCUAUUUUUAAAGACUGAAAUUGUUUCGAUAUUGUGGGUAGGCGCAAGUUUAUUGGAAACUUUGUACUUAACUUUCAAUAAAGGAACACUAACUGCUUGUUUGAUCAAGUAUUUAUUCUGAUGAUUAAUUUUCAUUUUUUUUUCAUGUAUUCUCGCCUUUAAUCAAAUCUCUUGCUUGAAGUAUUAGUUAAGAAAUGUAUUCUUUCUGAUUAUUGUUCAUUGAAUGAUCACAUUAGUUAGAAGUUGGAUCAUAUUCCACCAGUUUUUAUUAGUAGAGAAGUUGGUGCAUUGAGCAGUAGUGCUGAGGCAGUGCGCUGACAGUUGAACACUACUUGAUUUGCCUCAUGGUAUGUACAUCAUCUGCUUGUAUUGUCACCUUAUUACACUGACUGUACUACAGUCUACAUGUAUCCGUGAUUUACACCAUGUAUUAUUAUCACUUAGUUUGAAGAACUUAAAUGAAACAAUGAUUCUCGUUA